Messenger RNA from Osmia bicornis bicornis, 9859 nucleotides. It is a transcript of the gene dachs, whose product is annotated as unconventional myosin-IXb. The transcript is spliced from 19 exons. Gene Ontology annotation, cellular component: actin cytoskeleton; vesicle; myosin complex. Gene Ontology annotation, biological process: vesicle transport along actin filament; actin filament organization. The record is from RefSeq and is a predicted model, not a curated record. Bases 4111 to 7806 code for a protein of 1231 amino acids. Gene Ontology annotation, molecular function: actin filament binding; cytoskeletal motor activity; ATP binding. NCBI's taxonomy places the organism in Eukaryota, Metazoa, Arthropoda, Insecta, Hymenoptera, Megachilidae.
UCUCAAUCGACGUGUCAUCUUACGAACAACCCGACUGAUACCCAUGGCCAGUCCACCUGAAAGCUUAUCUCACGCUUCGGUGCUCGUUUCUUGGCAAUCAUCGGGCUAAGUCACACCUUUACGCCAUGGGCGCGUUCGAAGGGAUUAAAGAUCUUUUAAAUUUCAUGGAUUAAAUUUGCAACUCACAGAGCAGUUUUAUUAUUUUUAAUACAAAGAAGACGCUAAUAUGUACUCUUUCAUCCUACACCAUUCAGUGGAAGGGAUAAAACUGUCUCGCCGUUUAUUAACGCAACACGCCUUUCAUCCCUUCAAAUUAAGCGAGGAAGUAAAAAUAAAAAAAGGGGGAUGCGUUUUCGCGUCAACAGUUGAAAGGCGAUCUUCGUGUUCCGCUUUCGUUUACGCGCGUUUGAAUCGCUUGGUUGUUAAUGAAAGAAAAAGGGUCCAGGACUUUACGUUGGACAAGGGUGAAAAGCCUCUCGAACGAGGGUGAGUCGUCGAGUAAUUUUUUUCUUUUUUUUACCGAAUAAAGCUCGUUCCGAGGAUGUCGGGUACAGGAUGGCCUUUGAAAUAUUCCGAGCGCAGCGUGGCUUAUUUAUUUCUGCGUUUUCUCGAGACGUCACCGAGCGAAAGGAGGGCCACCUCGUUUCUUCUCUUUCUCCACGCUUUCCGCGAGCAGAGUUAGCGAGACUGGAAUUUUAAUUAAGCUUUUUUGCCACCCGCUGAAUCCUGGUUCCGGCAGCGAACUCGCGGCUACGGAAGAGAUGCACGCUCGCGAUCUAACGGGUGUCCCUUUUUACUCGCGAAACAGCGCCAAGAUUCUCGAACGGACCGACUCCCUUGAAUACAAAUUCUUCGUUCCUCGGAGAGAUUUUAAUCCCGCCAACUAUUGGCUCGACGAAUCAAGCAAUUCAUUUAACGGGAAGCCUUAACAACCGUGCGUCGCCGACUUUCCGGACAAGUUUUUAGGAGUGAAUUAACGAAGAGGAAAAUUCCUCUAACCAGUCCUCUAUAUUUCACCCUGAUAUAUUUCCUGACGAAACGAAAGGGUUAAUAAUGCGAAUAUAUUCGUCAUUCUCUUCGCAUAUUGACUUGGUCCGUGACGUAUAUGUACGACGCAAUCGCUCAAGGGGUUUAAGAUACCGAAACAAAGGGCGAGCACGAGUGUAGGGAUAAAGGAAAAGGGAGGGCAGAGUUAACAGCGUGUAUUUAAGAACGUUCGCGUUACUCGCGCGUUUAAGAAGAUCCGUACGCAUACGUUCUGCGUGCAAGGCGAGGGCGAGCCUGUGAUUAGGGGCCGAGUUGGGCCCCCAGGGCCUUAUAACCGCCCACUACACCACCAGCAACAAGAAAACAGAAGAAAAGAUCGAGGAAGGGAACGGCUUUUAGACUUCUUCGCGGGACCGCGUGGGAACGUAUCGGCUCGUCUAUCAUCUUAACCUCCCUCGAACACCGUAUACCCGUCCGGCGUCUUACCCUUCGGCUAUAUAGGAAUGCAACCACCCUAUACUCGCGCCAUAACAACGCACAGGGUGAUUAUAAAGUACUUAUCGCGGUACGGAUCGUGUUACCUGAACCAUUCGAUCGGAUUUACUCGGGUAUUACGCGGCCAGCUUGUCGUUUGCCCACCUCUUAUCUACGUGGAUCGAAUGAAAUUGUAAUUUUAACCAUCCCAUCGAUGGAUGGAUUUUCGAUGGGCCAGGUUACCGUUCAAUUUCAGUUUCCUAUACUUUUUAACCCUAUUUCCUAUCCAGGAUCGUUGCUUCGUUCAAGUACCAUUGUACAGUAUAUUUAAAUAACUGACGCGAUAUUUUAUUAUAAUAAAUGUACGAUUGUUACGUGUUCGUUGUUUUCACAACAUAGCGCACGUUUAACGACGAACGAAUGCUUUUGAGCGAUAGUGUAAAUUACGCAACGUCGGUGCUUGAAUAAAUUACACGCGUUACUUCGUGAGAGCGCAUGUUGAUCACGCUGGCAGCUACGGAAUAUUGAUUGUUUAUUGCUUGUUAACGGUAACGUAUCGCGUGUCAAUAGAAAGCAAUUGAACUCGAUGCGAUUGAUACGCUUCUUCUAAAAAAACAUCUGAUGUAUUCUUUUAAUACAGCUUCGCGGAUCGUCGUUAGCAUCGAUGCGAUGAUCAUAAUGGAUACUUGGAUACCGGAUGUGGCACACGGGAACUCGUCGAUCAAUUCUCCCCCGGCUGAAAAGAGAAUCAUAAAUUACACCGGUUUACUGAUGCACCUUAAUCAAUUUGUUUGAACACGUUGAAAUUAAUUUUCACGUUCUAUUUUAUAAUACGAUAAUUGCCAUAGUCUAACGGUGAUAAUUUUUUUUUUUUAAACAAAUUAUCUACACUCGAGUUCGAAAUGUUGUUAAAUUAAACCGUAGAAUAUUGCGACAGAAAUUUAUUGAAGCAACGAUGAAAUUUUGCGCGGGAAAUCGAAUUGUCCUCCAUUCUCUUAAAUCGAUAUUCCCUUGUGAUAGCGAAGAAGAACAUAACGAAAGCAACGACCGCAUGAAAGUUGAUGCUUAAACGUUUCUGCCUCCCUGUUCGAAGAAGAUUUACCUUAGAACACGUAAAGCGUUCUCGCGAUAAUUUUAUUUCGUCGGCCGUGUAAGCCGUACGUUCGUUCAGCGUAUCCCUCGCGUGCGUGUAAAUCGCAUGUGUAUCGCGUCGGGCGAACAUAUAAUAUGCAACGUGAAACACGUGCAUCCUCUUGCCGUCGUGUGCAAGUGCAUAGAACGCCGGUGUGCGAGAGAAUCGUGGCAGAUAUAACGAGAAUAAAAGGGAACAGACGGAAAAAGGAACGAGGUAAACGAGGAUGCGAAAGGGUGCGAGAGGGCGAAACUCGUGGAAAUUAAAGAGGCAGAAUCUGAAAAUCGGGGAUAAUCUUUCUGUUUCGUGCUACAAACGUUUCUUUGCCACGAAAACGAAAAAAAAAGAAAGCGCGGCAGAUUAAAGGGCGAAAUGUCUGUUAUCUGAAAUUUCAAAUCUAGGAAAGCAAGGGAACGGUGUUGAAGCGUGGGAAGAAUGAAAACGGCAAGGAAAUAACUGAGAAGCGGUGAAACGACGAGAUUAGAAUUUUCAAAUUAAAUUGUACGAAGAUUACCCUAACUCGAAUGCUUAAUAAACAACUCGACGCUUCGAAUAAUACGAUAUAUUUUCUACGUACACGCGUCAUCUCGAAGGCAUCAAUUUACCUUGGCAAUAAUAGUCAAUCAUGAUCAUCCGGAACACCGUGGAUAUUUGUUAAAGCAUUACUUCUCAGGCGAACCUGUCAUUACCAUAAUGUACCGAAAAUAUAGAUCACGAGAGGAUAGGUGGUGUCGGAUGAUCCCCUUUGCUCGUCGCCUGCGGUACUGACGAAGGUAAAGGACGAAAUUUAUCGCUCGCUAAUGCUCCUUAAACUCAUUGGACGUAAAUUUAUCAGAGAAAGGCGAGGUUCCCGCGCUGUCGCCGCGGGCACUUGCUUUCGAAGCCGAAGAGGAAAGGCAUAAAGGCAAAGAGGAACGAGCGUAACGACGCGGAUAUGAUGGACGAUUAGUCGUGUGCCAGGACUAUUAGAGGAGUCAAGGCGCCGCAAGUGGCGUUAGUGUCGUCGAUACGACGCGACGAACGCGGGCCGAUUAAAUCGAAAUGGCCGAUUUCGUCUUCGCCUGUGGGUCCAGGAAGGAUCGUUUUUCGACAACGCCUAUGAACACCGUGAGAGAACCUGUUGUGUCCCGAGGAACGAUGGCGAGGAAGUGUGUCAAGCGUAAGCGAUAUCCCAGUACGAAGGAAACACCGUUGGAAAGUCAGUUCUGGACGCGAUCGCCUACAAGAACAUCGAUCCGCUACCAAAGUCGGAUAAAAGAAACCGAUCGAUCGAUAACACCCUUUGUACUUGAUUAAUUCAACUGCCAGGAACAUCGAGAAACCGGCUAAGAUUUAAUUCGAUUAAGAACCAAAGAAACGAACGUUUAUGAAGAUCUCACUGUGCGAUGACGUUGAAGAAAAAUGAAGUAAAAGAGGAGAUAAUUAACCCGAAGGAAGGUUCCGAAGAGCGUGCUUCUGGGAGAAGUAUCCUGGCCGAUUAGAAACGCUUUUCCGAGGCAAAAAGGGCCAGGAUUAAUAUGUGCUUUGGACGAGUGCCGCGAGCUGGAAGUUGCGAGAGUGGCGAGAACUCCGACGACAGCUGUCGAAAGGAAGACGUGGGGAUAGUGGCGGAGACGUGGAGAAUCUAUCCCGCGGGAAUGGGUAUGCUUCUACCCGACGAGACGUACGAGGAACGUUCCUCGUCCUCGAGACGAAGCUCUUGCCCUAACGUACUCGUGGACAUCGACGAGGUCGAGGCAGCCAAGGCUUUGGCCGCGUUCAGAAAGUGCGACGACUUCCUGAAGAGGCACGGCAUCAGGCCCGAGUUCUUCUGUAGGCACAGGGAACGUUUGGCGUUGCAGACCUGGCUCUUGCAGAGGUCCAAGCUGUCUUCCGAUGCCUCGUCGUCGAACGAAGCGGUGCACCUACAGCAGCGUCUGAGGAGCCUGAGCACGGAACUGGUGACCCUGAGGAACCGGCUGCACGUGAACCAACCGCCAAACAAUUCAGGGCCGAACGUAGUCGCGUCCGCGCCCCUUUCGAAGAGCCCGGAAAAAGGUGUCGUACCAUCGUCUCCUGCGCCCGCUGUACCACCAAGGACAACGUUACCGCUGGCUGGCACGUUACCCCAUGGCCUCGGUCAUCCUUCGGGACACACGUUGACGGCGUCCGCGAUCGUUCAUCCGCACGUCAAUCACGCCGGCGCGAACACGCUUGGCCACAACUCGACCGCAGCUAAUAAUUUAAUAUCCGAUCUAGAUUCUCCAAAGCGUCAUAAUGGAAUACCGGAUGACGGUAUAGUAUCCUGCGUGACAGCACUCGGAUGUCUGCGUUCGCCACCCAUUUCCAGCAUCAUCGCCGAUGUGAAGAACGCGAAGAGCAAUCAGGGUCAGCAUCGAUGUCUUACAAAAGGCAGCACCGGCACGUCAGGCCCUCCAACCGCCACGACCUUGGACGACCUAAUUCAUUUACCUGGACCACUAACGGAAGAUGCUGUGCUCAAGUGUCUGCAGGCUCGAUUUUGCGCGAAACAAUACCACACGAACGUGGGCCCGAUACUGGUCUGUAUCAAUCCUUAUACGGACGUCGGCAAUCCAUUGACCUUAACGAGCACCAGGGCCGUACCAUUGGCGCCCCAGUUGAACAAAGUCGUUCAGGAAGCCGUGCGACAGCAAUCGGAAACCGGCUAUCCGCAAGCGAUAAUCCUAUCCGGAACCAGUGGUUCGGGAAAAACUUACGCGUCCAUGCUGUUACUCAGGCAAUUGUUCGACGUAGCUGGAGGUGGUCCAGAAACGGACGCGUUUAAACACUUGGCUGCAGCUUUCACGGUUCUCAGGUCUCUAGGAUCCGCUAAGACUGCCACCAACUCGGAGAGUUCUAGGAUAGGCCACUUUAUCGAGGUUCAGGUUACGGACGGCGCUUUGUACAGGACGAAGAUACACUGUUAUUUCUUGGACCAAACGCGAGUCAUCAGGCCCCUGCCGGACGAGAAGAACUAUCAUAUAUUUUAUCAGAUGUUGGCAGGAUUGUCUCACGAGGAACGAGUCAAACUUAAUUUGGAGAGUUACAACCUGAAGAACCUGAGGUACCUGCAGCAUGGAGACACCAGGCAAGACGAGGCCGAGGAUGCUGUCAGGUUUCAAGCUUGGAAGGCAUGUCUCGGGGUGUUAGGUAUACCGUUCCUGGACGUGGUCCGAGUUUUGGCCGCUGUGCUGAUCCUCGGGAACGUGGGUUUCGCGGACAGACCCGGCGUAGAAGUGGGAGUGAUCGGGGAAAGCGAAUUAGCAUCGGUAGCAGCGUUGCUAGGAGUACCACCGCCUGCCUUGUUGCGAGGACUCACCUCCAGGACUCACAAUGCUCGUGGCCAACUGGUGAAGUCAGUUUGCGAUGCGAAUAUGUCUAACAUGACCAGGGAUUCACUGGCGAAAGCGCUCUACUGUCGCACCGUGGCUACUAUUGUGAGGAGAGCGAACAGCCUGAAGAGAUUAGGCUCCACGCUUGGUACCCUGUCCUCGGACUCGAACGAGUCCGUUCACAAUCAGGCCGAGGUGACCAGUCAGCAUGCUUCUACCAUUGGUAGCUCUGCAGGUGGCACCGGUUCCAGGAGCAUGACCGCGUUGAACAACGCGGUCAGACACGCGACAGACGGGUUCAUCGGGAUCCUGGACAUGUUCGGGUUCGAGGAUCCGAAACCAAGCCAGCUGGAACACCUGUGUAUCAAUCUGUGCGCGGAGACGAUGCAACACUUCUACAACACCCACAUAUUCAAGAGUUCGAUCGAGAGUUGCCGCGACGAGGGUAUACGAUGCGACGUGGAGGUCGACUACGUCGACAACGUGCCGUGUAUCGAUCUGAUAUCCUCCUUGCGUACAGGGUUGUUGAGCAUGCUGGACGUCGAGUGUUCGAUACGGGGCACCGCUGAAAGCUACGUUGCAAAGGUGAAAGUGCAACACAAACAAAAUCCACGAUUGUUCGAACCUAGAACCGUCGAUGGCAGGUCCUUCGGGAUUCAGCAUUUCGCUGGAAGAGUGACUUACGACGCGUCCGAUUUCCUGGAUACCAACAAAGACGUGGUACCUGACGACUUGGUAGCUGUAUUUUACAAACACACCUGCAGUUUUGGUUUCGCCACUCAUCUGUUUGGCAGUGAAUUGAAAGCAUUGUACGCGAGUGACACAGUACCAAGGGGUGUCAGCUUUAGGAUAUCACCAACUUCUCACACAGAUCUUCUGAACGGCGACGAGCCUAUCUCCACGUUAACACAGGACUUUCAUACGAGGUUGGAUAAUCUGCUGAGAACUCUGGUCCACGCGCGACCCCAUUUCGUUAGGUGCAUUAGGAGCAACGGCACCGAGACACCCCUCCAUCUAGACAGGGCCGUGACUAUGCGUCAGAUACGAUCGCUUCAAGUUCUGGAGACAGUGAAUCUAAUGGCUGGCGGAUAUCCACAUAGAAUGCGUUUCAAAGCGUUCAACGCAAGGUACAGGCUAAUCGCGCCAUUCAAGCAGCUUCGCCGUGCGGAGGAGCAAGCCGUAGAGGAUACGAAGCUUAUCCUGCAAAACGCUCAACAAUUGAAGAGCAAAUUCGGCGCGAGUACCAGCUGGGCUCUCGGUAAAAGGCACAUCUUCUUGAGCGAGGGCAUUAGGCAACAGCUUGAGAAUCUGCGCUCGGAAACGCGCAGGAAAGCCGCCACCGUGAUACAAGCUACGUGGAGAGGCUGGCGAGUGCGUAGAAGAUGGCCUUUGAGGAAGACCACGAUAGGCGUGACUUCCGGGAUCGGUCAGAAGAAGCCGCAACAGCCCACGUCGGCCAACACGGGAACCGUUCAAAGGAACGUUACGGCUGGUACGGCAACCGGAACCGGAACCCGACCCAGGCCACAGCCAAUCGCUGGUACACCACCACCCGAUCCUUCGGAGAAGUGCGCCGAUCAGAAGAUGAUCCAACAAACGUGCACCCUCUUUGGACUCGAUUUGGAACGACCACCACCUGUUCCACCAAGUAGAUCCUACACCGUUACAGGAAAUACGAAAUUGGGUUACCCUCAGACAAGAAUCAUGAAGAUGCCUUUUCCAGAAGAGGGUGAGGGUGAGGUUGUUCUGCUUAAGGGUGAAACGGUAUUGGUCGUAGGCGCGUCUCCUAGACGGGGUCACCUCUUGGUGGAGCACAACAACACAACCCUCCACGUGCCUUAUCAAUUCAUGGAAUUGAAACCUUGUAAUAUUAACGUUUGAACGCGUUAUUUAUUUAAUACCAUCUCGUUGUUCGAUCGACGCCAUCGUGUAACCGAAUCGUUUCAAUUUUCAAGCUAACCAUCGAAAGAACAAACGAAAUUCUUACGAAGGGAUUCAGAUUUCACAGAGACGCGUGGUUACGAAUGAAAGAAGAAGCCUGAUUCGCUUCAGGACGGACGAAGGUUUUCUUUGAAAAAUCACAGUGGCGUAAUGACCAUCGCACACGUCGGUUCUAAUUUAAAAGAAGUAGAAUCGGAUUACAUUCCUUCCCUUUGUUACUUUUCUUCAACGUCCAACGGUAAUCCACCAUUAUGCCGGCAUUCUAUCUCCUUUAACAUAUCCUUUCCACUUCUUUGUGGUACUCUUUGUGAAUCAUUCUCCAUGCAUAAUUAUUUUCCAUCGAGGAGAAAGAUUAUUAUUCUAUAAAUUUGCAUCGGAAAUGUAAUUUUUUUCUUUUUAAAUCUUCCAUCAGUGGCGUCGUUUCGACAACGAAAAAUGGUAAAACAGCGGGCACGAAGAGGAUUAAGUAGCUUAACUCGUUGAGCUCUUCCGGCAGGACAUUAAACUUUGUCCUUUAAUUAAUUACACCGGCCGUUAAGCGAGUUUAACGCGGAAGUCAGUACACAGGUGCUUAUCACAGCCUCACCGUCGACGUUCUCCUUCUUGCGCGGCACCACCUCCCUGCGAGUCACGUUCGUCUUCCAUGUAGAUAAGUACACGCACGUCGACGUGCAUCCUCGAAUUAGUAAGCAUGUUAGCCGUUAAAUAGCUUCGAGACUGGUGCUGACUCUCGGGAGAACGUACAAGCAACCUUGUAUGCAUAGAUUUUACUCCGUCGUUGAACAACGAUGUCUCGUCGGCCCCCUGCUGAACCCAUUAAUUCCCAAAGCUUCGAGUACAUUGUUAUCAAAGCGUAAACAAAAGUGAAUGCAAAUAGGUAAUAAGGUAAGAAUAAGUAUUUACUUGUAAUACUAAGAGUAUUAAUGCGACUGUAAAUAUUUACUGAAAAUUUGUGGUCACGAAAUGCAAACUUUGGGUAUUAAUGAAUUGUUCAACCCUUCAUUUCUUCUUAUUUUCUUUUUGUAAAGUACCGUGCAAAAUACGUAUUUUUAUUAUAAAUUUCUAAAUGGUGUAUAACUUGAAAUAUACAGAGGACCUAUAACAAUAGGUUUAUUCAAAUUAUUUAUAGUACCAAGUGUAGUAGGUAUUUUGGACGGUAAAUUACCAUGGAUGGAAAGGAGGGUUUAGCAACGUAGACAGCUGACGGGGGCCAAUUUCAAGGGUGACUUUGCUGUGUCUAAGAAGAAAAUUGUAGAAAGUAAGAUCGAGAGGGUCCUCUUUGAAAGAGUCCUCUUGGGAACCAUUUGAAGAAGCGUCCCCAUGACGGGGAAAGGCUCGAAGAAGCCGAGGGUUAGAGGAUAUUUACCAACAGUAUUCCUUCGUCUAUCUUUGAAUUCUUAGUGCCAAUUUCUAGAGAGAAAUCUGCGGCUACGAUAUCGUGGAAAAUCUUCGAAUGUCCCCUUCAAUUUUAUCCAACUUUCAUUCAACAAACUUAUAAUCAACUUUUUGUGAAUCAUUCUCCAUCCAACGCAUUUAAUUACAAAAAUUCGUAAUGAAACAACUAAUUAUCUAUUUUAAUUAUUACUUUGAUUAUUGAAGAGAACAUUCGAUCAUUUUGCACGGUGUAUUUGUACAUGUAUAAUAUUCGAUUAAGCUUCUCUUUGUAAGACAAUUCGACGAUAAGUAUAAAGGAUAGGUCUACUCGAUAUUAUUCUAUCAUUAUCGCGAAUAAUCAUAACGCCACAGUUCUAACAUUGAAUCGGGAAAGGUAGAGAUACGAGCGCUUUGUAGAUACAACGAAAACUCGUUCAGUUAGAAACGAUAAGCGUCCAUUGAGAGAACCAGUUCGCCCUAGAAACUCUCUCGAGUAACAUCUCGAGGGUCUGUACAUACCAGUAUGUAUGACGAUGUUACGUAGUUUACAGAUACCGAAGCCUAAAGUACGAGUAUAGGUAGCUGUAAGUGCGUCGAGAUAUUUUUUAAUAAAAUGUGU